Messenger RNA from Bursaphelenchus okinawaensis, 3443 nucleotides. The record is from the annotation of a GenBank genome assembly. NCBI's taxonomy places the organism in Eukaryota, Metazoa, Nematoda, Chromadorea, Rhabditida, Aphelenchoididae.
AUGGGUGAAGUGAAGUCGAGGAAGAGCACGAUGAGUACCAAAAAAACACCCACUACGACAAGCACAGAUGCGCCACCUAAUUUUCUGGAGAAACCGGGCGGAAUGGGAUGGGUACUAACAGCACUACUACUGGCUGGGGAAUUGGCUGGAGCUGGCGUUAUUUCACUUCCAAUGGCGGUGCGAUCACUCGGUAAGGGUGGUUUGGCUGGAAGUUUUAGCCGAUUUUUGGUUGGGAAAGAAAGUUUUUGCCGUUUUUCGUUUUGAGAAGUUUUUUUGCCAAAAUAUGAUUUUUUAUACAUUUUAAACUUGUUUUAGGCUUCUACUUUGGCUUAUUGUUGAUAAUCCUGUCCGCUUGCAUGUGUGUGUAUACGUCGGUGAUACUUGGUCGAUCAUGGGUGAUUCUUCAGAAAUAUUGGCCGAAAUAUCGACGACAUUGCCGCGAUCCGUACGCCCAAAUUGGCUACAAAGCGUAUGGAGCUUGGAUGAAGUAAGUGGCCGAAAUGUCACAUAAAUAUUGAAUUUUUAAACGAAGUGCCACAAAUUUAUUGGUUUUGCUGAAAAUGUUUUAAAAACAGAAUAGUACGAGAACAGUUUUUAAUGAAAUGACGAAAAAUUUUUUUGGGCGAAAUGUCACAAAAAUUAUUGGAUUUUUAAACGAAGUGUCACAAGUUUAUUGAUUUUUUCAGAACUACAGUAGCCUUGAUUUUGAACCUGGGAACGUACGGAUCGGUGAUUAUUUUGGUGGUAAUUUGCUCUAAAAACAUGUCAGAUGCGAUAAAACAAUUUUGGCAGUACGAUUUUGAUUACUGUUUCUCCGUGAUAUGUAUUGUUGGCAUUAUAACACCAUUUUGUUUAUUCAAAUCCCCGCAGGACUUUUGGUAGGUUAUUUGUUUUUUAUGGAUAGGUUAGGUAGAUAGGAGAAUUUUUAGGCUAAGGACAUAAUUUUAGGCUUAGCACAUAAUCUUAGGCUUACGCAAUAUUAAGCUUGAUGUUAAAUUUUAGGCUUAACACAAAUUUUUAGGCUUACGCAAUUUUAGGCUUAGGUACACAUUUUAGGCUUACGCAAUUUCAGGCUUACGUUCACAUUUUAGGCUUAGACACACAAUUUUGGGCUUAUGCAGUUUUAGGCUUACGUACACAUUUUAGGCUUAGUACAUAAUCUUAGGCUUGCGCAAUUUUAGGCUUGAGGUUAAAUUUUAGGCUUAGGACAUAAUCUUAGGCUUACGCAAUUUUAGGCUUACGUUUAAAUUUUAGGCUUAGAAGAAAGUUAUAGGCUUGCGCAAUUUUAGACUUGAAGUUAAAUUUUAGGCUUAUCACAAAGUUGUAGGCUUCAGUGCGCAAUUUCGUAGUGUAAAGUAGCUAUCAAUUAAGCCUAAUUUCAGGUGGAUCAUCGUAGCUGGUAUGCUAUGCACAUUUGUCGCAGUAUUUUUGGCUUUGGGUGGCAUAGCACAUGACAUACCGUACUGCAAAGACACGUUCAGCGUACCUGCAAUGGAGUACAAUAGGGCGUUUGGGCAUGUUGGCAACUUACUAUUAGCUUUUGCUGGUCACUUUUGCUAUCCUACAAUUCAGAAUGACAUGCGACAACCGACCAAAUUUGGGUAUUCGGCUGCGUUGGCUUAUUCUAGUAAGGAACUUUGUUUACAGUUGAGGAGGGAAGGAUAAACGGAACUUUAUUUAUAAAACAAAAAACAAAAAAUGGCAAAAACUUUCUUUACAAAAUAAAAAAUAGCAAGAACUUUCUUUACAAAUCAAAAAAUGACAAAAACUUUCUUUACAUAACAAAAAAUGGCAAGAACUUUCCUUACAAAUCAAAAAAUGACAAAAACUUUCUUUACAUAACAAAAAAUGGCAAGAACUUUCUUUACAAAUCAAAAAAUGACAAAAACUUUCUUUACAUAACAAAAAAUGGCAAGAACUUUCUUUACAAAUCAAAAAAUGACAAGAACUUUCUUUACAUAACAAAAAAUGACAAGAACUUUCUUUACAAAGCACAACACUUGAAAACGUAUUUUACAAAAAAAUCUUUAGUGAUUACAAUGCUCUACUUCCCAAUAGCGCUAUUCGGCAACAUUGCCUACAACGACAACGUAUCCGUAUCGGUGAUCAAUAACCUUCAAAUCGUUUGGAUUCAACAAUCUGCCAACUUACUUAUCACGUUUCAUUGUAUGAUAGCCUGCAUUUUGGUCAUGAAUCCUGUGAAUCAGACUAUCGAAGAGUAUCUCAACUUUCCUCAUAGUGAGUUAUGCCAUUUUUAAAUUAUGUGCAAGCUUUUGGGUCUUUUUGGUAAAUGGAAGAUUGGUGGAAGAUUUCCAGUGCAAAAUACAUUACAAAUCUUCCACUCAACUUCCACUUUUUAAAAGUUUUAAAAUGACCUAAAAACAUGAUUUUAGCAAUUUUUAAAAAUGGCAGUUGCGUGGAAGAUUUUCAGUGCAAUUUUCACUAAAAAUCUUCCACUCAACUUCCAAGUUUAAAAAGUGUCAAAAACGUUUUUAGGUCAUUUUAAAACAUUUUAAAAAUGGAAGUUGAGUGGAAGAUUUUCAGUGCAAAUAACAUUAGAAAUCUUCCACUGAACUUCCACUUUUAAAAAGUGUCAAAAACGUGUUUUUAGGUCAUCCUAAGACAUUUUAAAAAUGGAAGUUGAGUGGAAGAUUUUUAUUGUAAAUUACACUACAAAUCUUCCACUCAACUUUCAUUUUUUAAAUUGGUCGUUUUGCACUUACUGCGGAAGUGAGAGCAAUUUAAUGUUUUAUUUACACAUUUUCAGUCAAUUUUUGUUGUGUAAACAAAGUUUUUGCCUCUUCCAGACUUUGGACCUCAUCGUAUAUGCGUCCGUGUAGGUAUGAUGAUAUUGACCGUAUGUUUGGCCGAAACUUUUCCCGAAUUUGGGCCAUUGAUGGGAAUUGCCGGAGGCAUUUUGGUCUGCACAACCUCAUUCCUCUUCCCGGCGAUGUUUUACCUAAAGUUGAAUAUCCUGGAGUAUCGGAUGAGUACGGUACAAACAGAGGAGAGCGAAGAUUCGACGUCAACAGCCAGCGAUGAUGUGUUGAAGAAAAUUACAAUAGCAGAGACGUUAAAAGAGACGAAAUGGUAUCAUACGGGGCCCAUUUUGCUUAUUUUUGGUAGGUGGAAAAGUUUUGCCAUUUUUUGUUUUGUAAAGAAAGUUUUUGUCAUUUUGUGUUUUGUAAAGAAAGUUUUUUCCUAUAAACAAAGUUUACAAAAAAGUAAUGUCAUUUUCAGUAAUCGGGUGCUUUGUAAUGGUAACAGCGACAAUAUUUGCAUCAAAAGACCUGGCUACAGUAUCCUUUAAGAUGCCGUGCUAUUUGAGGUGGAUCAAGGACUGGGAGAAGCCCAAAAACAUUACACCGAUCACGUGCUGUGGAAAAUACUCAAAUAUCACGCUGGACGGAAGGUGCAUCAAAAGCAACCUUUUUGACCACUAA